Messenger RNA from Cuscuta campestris, 2335 nucleotides. NCBI's taxonomy places the organism in Eukaryota, Viridiplantae, Streptophyta, Magnoliopsida, Solanales, Convolvulaceae. The record is from the annotation of a GenBank genome assembly.
ACGUAGAGAAAUCAAUUUUCUCUUUUCAUUUGGACGAACGUGGGUGGAAAAUGAAAGCAAAUUUGAAAAAACACUUUGCUUUUCCUUUAUUUCUUUUCAACACACGCUUAGUUGCCUUUGUUGAGCAACCAAUUUGGUCAAAAACAAUUGCAUGGGAUAAGCAGCAUAAAUUGGGCAGUGAAAUUACCUAUACCGUCUUCUCCAAGAUCUGAUUUCUCUCAACGAACUAUAACGUCCAUUGAACAAUCAAUUCCUUUUUUUUAUAUUAUUAUUGUAUGUUUUUCUGCUGCAUUGAGAUUCAGAUAUGAAUUGCAAAUUCUCCGACGAUCCAAUCACAAGGGAAUUCUAUAUUCCGACGUAUAUCCUGUCGCCGGAUGCCGCCGGCGAGACAACGGAGACGUUACAGGAUGUGCCGUCCUCGCCGGUGGUGGUCUUCAUCAAUUCUAAAAGUGGCGGCCAACUUGGAGGGGAUCUUCUUCUCACCUUCCGCUCUCUGCUCAACAAACAUCAGGUGUUUGAUUUGGGAGAAGAAUCGCCAGAUCGGGUGCUGCGCAGGCUGUAUCUGAAUCUAGAGAAGCUGAAGAGCAAUGGUGACGUGUUGAGUUUAAAACUGCAGGAGAGAUUGAGAAUUGUUGUGGCUGGCGGGGAUGGCACCGCUGGCUGGCUCCUUGGUGUUGUUUCUGAUCUCAAAUUAUCUCCACCUCCACCCAUAGCUACCAUGCCUUUGGGAACUGGAAACAAUCUCCCUUUCGCAUUUGGAUGGGGGAAGAAGAAUCCAGGAACCGAUAAGCAGGCUGUGCUCUCUUUCUUGAUCAAAGUGAAGGAUGCAAAAGAAAUGAACAUAGACAGUUGGCAUCUUCUGAUGAGGAUGAGAGCACCAAGACAGGGUUCUUGUGAUCCGAUUGCACCUCUUGAAUUGCCUCACUCUUUGCAUGCUUUCCAUCGGGUGUCUGAAUCUGACGAACUCAAUGUGGAAGGCUAUCACACAUUCCGUGGUGGAUUCUGGAAUUAUUUCAGCAUGGGGAUGGAUGCACAAGUAUCAUAUGCAUUUCAUUCUGAACGGAAGCUGCAUCCAGAAAAAUUCAAAAACCAGCUUGUGAAUCAGAGUACAUAUGCAAAGCUAGGGUGCACACAAGGAUGGUUUGCUGCCUCAAUCUUUCACCCUUCCUCAAGGAACAUAGCUCAACUAGCAAAAGUUAAGAUCAUGAAAAGGCCAGGAGAAUGGAAAGACCUCAAAGUUCCGCACAGCAUCAGGUCAAUUGUAUGCCUCAACUUACCCAGCUUCUCUGGUGGGCUGAACCCUUGGGGAACACCAAAUAUCCACAAGCGUCGAGAUAGGGACUUGACUCCCCCAUUUGUAGAUGAUGGACUCAUAGAAGUUGUUGGCUUUAGAGAUGCUUGGCACGGACUGGUUUUGCUAGCUCCGAAUGGACACGGCACACGUCUUGCUCAGGCACAUGGAAUCAGGUUUGAGUUCCACAAGGGGGCAACAGAAGAGACAUUCAUGAGGAUUGAUGGGGAGCCAUGGAAACAACCCCUCCCGGUGGACGAUGACACGGUGGUGGUGGAAAUAUCUCAUCUAGGGCAGGUCAAGAUGCUUGCCACCCAUGACUGCAGGGCCAAGAGUGUGUAUGACCCCUCUAGCCCAUCCCACCGAACCGGCGAUGAUGGAGAUAGUGGCGGUGAAGAAGAUGAUUCCAUCUCCGAGGAACAGAGAAAGUUUGGGGCUGCAGACACCUUCAAGAUUCCCGACGAGAUCGACAUUUCUACUCUCAGUUAAAUACCAUCCAUCUCUUCUCACAUUCUUUUAAUUUAUAGCACUUGAAAAAUACCAUAAUGCCUUCAGUUUUUUUAAUUAUUAUUUAAAAUUCCUCCUUUAAUUGCUGUACAUAAAAGGGAUAGCACCGCUCUCAUUCUCUUACUCCCUCUCUUUGUCCCUUAAUCUGCUUUUUUUCUUUUUUUUGGAGGGAUAGAUCUCCAAUCACAUCUUUGAAACAAUAUCCUGAAUUGUGAUUUUAAAAAAAUGUGAUGCAGAUUUGCAAGUUGCCUGAGCUUUGGGAGAUGGAAACUCUAUUACAGCAUAAUACAACAUUGAUAAACAGAGUUUUUUUGUUAGCAGGAGGAGAAUGUCAAUGAUGUCCAAACGGGGCGCAAGAGGAGAUUUGAAUUACCAGCCUGCAAUUGGGUAUAUCCCCAAACAUUUUUUUACAGCUUCAUUAGGCUUCUGGCUUUCCCUUUCUUCCCUUUUCUUCUUCUCCCUGCAAAGGACUUAAAUUUAAGAGGAUACAAUACCAAAGAAAGAUAUUCAACCUAAAAAGAAAGGGUCUGGUUUUAU